UCCUGGAAUUCAGUUUUUCGUGACUGCGAAAGGGUCUGCAGAGGACUUUCAGGACAUCUGGAGUUGGACACAUGAGACACUCACAGAGACAUCAACAAUCAGUGAUAUAAUGACAGAUCCAAAUCAAGACGAUGCCAUGGACACUUCUGCGGAGACAGACUCUGGAGCACAUGACCAGUGUGACUCUGAUACAUCAGACAACAGCAUGAAGAACAUAUUUCCCAAUAUGACCAUUGUAUUAACUGGAAAUACUUCAUCAGUCCAGUUUGGAGAUGAAAACAUUCUACUAGGACAAAGACAACCAAAUACUGAAAAUACGGCAAUAUCCAAAAUGAUUCCUUUACAGAAGAAGAUAUCAGAACAUCACGUCUCUGUGAUCAACAUGAUUGACUUACAUGAGACUGAACUUUACCUAGACUGUGUGGAUCGUCUCAUUGGUCAGCUAGUAAAUGAAAAUGAAAUCCACGCCUUCAUCUUUGUUGUGCGACUGGGUCAGUUAACAGACGCUGAUAAGAUGGGUCUUGACUGGCUUCAGAGAGUGUUUGGUGACAAAGUUCUUCAGUUUGUAAUGAUUCUCUUCACCUAUGAGACAGAAGAAGAGACUGACUCUAUAAUAAAUGUUCUGAAGAAAAACCUUGUUCUGGAGCAGCUGCUGGAGAAAUGUGGAGGAAGAUACCAGACUUGCAACAAGAUAAUGAACAACCAAUCAGAGAUGAGAGACCUGAUGAAGAAGAUUGAAUGUCUGUUUCAUGACAAUAAUCAGCAACGCUAUACUGGAGAGAUGUUCAACAUUGCAUCAAUAAAGAGAAAAGAAAUAGAAAACAAUGAAUGUGAUGAUGAACCCAGAAAAAUGGAGGACACCACAACAUCAGAGACUGAAGAAAAACAUAUGGGAAAAAUCAAAAACUUUGGAGCAACAGGAGCUGGAUCAGAUCAAUACCUACAGGAAAAGAAAAAACUGAAGUAUAUAUUUCACAGACUUAAUCUGGAAGACAGACACCAAAAUACACUGAGAGCUGCAGAUGUUCUUCAGAUAACCAAACAUUCAUUACAGACCCAUGAGUCUUAUGCUGAAGAGGAGCUGAUUCAGACUUUCAUACAAAAACUACUAAUGAUGAACUACAAAGCAAGAAAUAUUAAAAAUAAAGAGACCAAUGAACAGGAUGACACACAACAAAGAGAAAAUAACUCAUCUGAAGAUGAGAGUGAUAUUUUUGAUGUUUUAAAAGAGAUAUCAUUAUCAAAAACAAGCCAAUCUGACCUCAUUCACCCGAUGGAUGUUCAGAUGGCCGUGUUUCAUUGUGCUGAUGGUCUCCUGAAGCAGCUGAUGGUCACUAAACUGUCCCAGUGUCAGUACGCUCUGCCUCUGCUUGUUCCUGAUCCAUUCACACGACAGAUUGAGUUUCCUCUCUGGACAUUCAGACAAAUCCACAAGAGCUGGAAAAUCAGAAACACCAACAAUGAAAUCAUCAUUCAAAAUCAGCCAAUCUACAAGGCAGAAACUCCAAUGGUGUUUUUUUUCAGGUUUGGCUCUGUGUCUUCCUCCAAGUCUCAUCUGAUGAACCGUGUGAUCAAUGAGAAACACGACACGUUCUUCCACAGGAACUGCCCUUACAGCAGCAGAACCAGAGUCCUGAUGGAUGGAGUGGUGGAGAUCGCCUGGUUCUGCCCCUCUGGAUCAUAUGAUGAUAAAUUCACUGAGUGUGUAGCGUUCUGUAAUCUACACGGUGAUGCAGAAGACCAGGAGAAACAGCUGCAGAUCCUCACUGACAUGAGCUCAGUCAAUGUUGUUCUUCUGACAAAACUUGACAGGAAUGACAGAAAUGCAGCAAAGAUAAAUAACCUGUACAAGGACGGAAAGCCGCUUAUUUGUCUCCUUUCAGAGAAUGAAUCUGCUGUAAAUAAGUCAAAGAAAGGGAAAUUCAUCAUCGGUUUAAAAGACAGAAAUCAGUCAGAUGUAUCUGAAGAACUCAGAAGAGCUAUAAAUGCUUGUCUCUCAGACUCCUCUCACACUUUCAGACUUGAAGAUGUGUCCAAACACUCAGAGAUCAGAGUAGAUGAGGAAGAUGAUGAAGACUGCAGGAGAGGAAGAGCAGCAGCACAGCAGAUGAUGAGUUUACUGGAGAAGAAAGAUCUGACAGAAAUCAAAGACUCAUUUCUGCCUCAUCAGGGGAAACUGUGGCAUCAGUGGUGUCAGAAGAACAAAGAACUACAUCGAACUCAAGGAGAUGAGACAGAAAUGGACAUCAGUAGAAAACGCACAGAAAUGAAUAAAAUCCGUCAACAGCAGCAUAAAUCUGCCAUCAGUGAGUUUAUGAACCUCUUUUUUAAACAAAUGAACUCACAUGCUGCCAAAAAGAUGUUUUUCCUUAAAUGGCUCAGAAUCUUCCUGGAUGAAUAUACAUCAGCUGAUCUUUCUGCUCUACAUCACAAAUAUGAUGAAAAGUGGUCAACAGUCUUAAAACUGAAGGAGAAACAUGAUAAAUCUGAACAACUCAAAGCUGCACAAACUGAACUUGAGAAAGUAUCUGAGGAACUUCAAGCUGCAGCCUUUGGUUUGGAGCACAUCAUGAGGGAGAUCGGUCAGAUCUAUGAAUCAUGUUCAUCUGUGAAGAAGUGGUUUCACUUUUCUUCUCUGCCGUGUCUUGCAGCAGAGAUGAUGAUCUGUGGAUCUCCACUGGAGCUGAUGGAUGGAGAUGCUGCUCAUGUUCCUGUGAUCUGGAUCUCUGCUGUUCUAGAUCAACUCAUUCAGAAACUGGGAGACCAGAGAGUCUUUGUGCUGUCAGUUUUAGGACUUCAGAGCUCUGGGAAAUCCACCAUGCUGAACGCCAUGUUUGGACUGCAGUUUGCGGUCAGUGCUGGCAGAUGCACCAGAGGAGCUUUCAUGCAGCUGAUCAGAGUCUCAGACGAGAUGAAAACACAGAUGAACAGUGACUAUAUUAUGGUUGUAGAUACUGAGGGUCUUUGUGCUCUAGAACUGGCUGGAAGAUCAACUAGACAUCAUGACAAUGAACUGGCCACAUUUGUUGUAGGUCUGGGAAAUCUGACACUGAUCAACAUCUUUGGAGAAAACCCAUCUGAGAUGCUGGACAUUCUUCAGAUUGUUGUUCAGGCCUUUCUUAGGAUGAAGAAGGUCCGACUGAAUCCCAGCUGUGUGUUUGUGCAUCAGAAUGUUUCAGACAUCACAGCAGUAAAGAAAAACAUGGAGGGAAUGAGACGACUGCAGGAGAAACUGGAUGAGAUGACAAAACUUGCUGCUAAAGAUGAAAUCUGUGAUGCAGAACGUUUCAGUGACAUUAUUAGAUUUGAUGUUCAGAAAGAUGUGAAGUAUUUCACUCAGCUCUGGGAGGGAAACCCACCAAUGGCUCCAACAAACCCAAACUACUGUGAGAACAUUCAAGAACUGAAGAAGACUAUUAUGUCUCAUGCCUCAGAAUCACACGGAAUGGAACUGACACACUUGAAAGUUCGUAUUAAAGAUCUCUGGGAAGCUUUACUGAAUGAACGAUUCGUCUUCAGCUUCAGAAACACUCUGGAGAUUUCAGCUUACAGGAAACUGGAGACUGAAUACAGCAAGUGGUCCUGGAGUCUUCGCAGAGCCAUGAUGGAAACUGAGAACAAACUACACAACAAAAUAGAAAAUAAAGCGAUUCAUGAGGUUGAUGAAAUUGAUCUUCAAAGAGAACUGAAGAAGACAAGUGAAGAAGUGAAUACAUCAAUGUCUGAAUUCUUUGAGAAAGACAGAGAUAAAGAUAUACUGAUUCAGUGGAAAAUGUCAUUUGAAAUCAAAAUCAAAGAGCUUCAGGAAAACGUUGUGAGAGAAACAAAGAGGAAAUUAAAUGAGGUUCUUCAGCAGAGAGACCUGAAGAAAAAGAUUGAUGCUCAGAGGACACAUCAUGAAAGCACUCUCUAUGAAAAGAGCAAAGAACUCGCCUUAACACUCAGAGACAAAGCAAAUGAUGAAGAAACACUGAAGAAAGAGUUUGACUCGUUUUGGAAACAGUGUGUUAAAAACAUAACCAGAGACUCUCCUGUAAUCAAAGACAUUGACAUAAUGAGAGAUGUGAGAAAGAUCCUCAGUGACAUCUGUAGAAGUGCUCCUGUAGAUCACUGGAGGGAGAGCAGGGAUAUUUUCUCUGUGCCGAGUUAUUCAGAUUAUGUAAAACUAAAGAAACCCAGUGGAAUUACAGGAGCUUUGACAAAUGCUAUCAGAUCAGCUAAAGAUAAGUGGGGUUUUAAUCAGUCUCAAGAGGAUGAAUACCAAAUAAGCUCAUUUAUCACAGAUGUUGCUCAGCAGACAGACAAAGAGGUUCAGUCAUUUAACAUUUCAAAGAUGGGCUACAACAUUGUCUGCAUUCAACAUCUUAUAGAUUGCAUCAAAGCAAGAGUAACAGAACAUCAGGAACGAGUGAAAUAUGAGUUCAAGAAUGAAUUCUUCAUGGAUUUGGUUCUGUCCAUCUGUAAGAGAGCAAACUGGAUGAUCACUGACCAACACAGACUGUUCAGAGAAGCCAAUGAUCCUGUAAUAUAUGUUCAGAAGAAGAGAGAAGAGUACUCUAGUAUUUUCCUGAAAUACUGUCAUGGAUCCACAUCGGCUGCUAUUUUUGGUCAGAUCAUCAGUCAGAAACUUAAAGAGCCCAUUGAGCAGAGCGUCUACAAGAGGACUUCCAGAGAUUUAGCAGAUGAAAUAAGAUCAAGCUGUGAAUCACUGAAUGGAAACAGAUCAAAUCUGGAGAAACACAUCCUGAAGAGACUGGCAGAAGAGGAGGAUUUUGACAAAUACAUCAACUACAUUCAUAAUCCCAGAGAUCACUUCAAGAGUUUCAUCAGAGAUGAAGUCAGUCAGCACAUCACUGAUCAGUUCAGUGUCAGUGUUUUACCCGAGAUGAAGGAGAACAUUAAACUCCUGCAGCAGAAGAUCAUGAGAGCAGCUCAUCAAUCUACUGAACAUGUUCAAGAGAACAGAGGAGAUGCUGGUUUGUGGUUGAAGAGUUUCACACAGCAGCUCUCAGAUGAGCUGAUCUUCUCUGAAAAAGACCUCAGUGGAGUCAAACAUGAUGAUGUUGAUGAUUUCAAACUCCUAGAAGAAGUGAUAAGACAAGAACUUACUGCUGUAAUGUCUGACAUCAGCAGAUUCAACACAAAGACAUUUCCAGCAAAACUGGACUAUAAACACAGACCAGAUGAACUUCUGAUUGAUCACUUCUGUCAGUGCUGCUGGGUUCAGUGUCCGUUCUGUAAAGCCGUCUGCACCAACACCUUAGAAAACCAUGAUGGAGAUCACAGUGUUCCCUUCCACAGAGUGACUGGAGUUUCGGGGUGGUCUUAUAGGGGGACAACAAACUUGAUUACUAACAUCUGCACAUCAUUAGUAUCAAGCAGCACUGCAUCUUUUUAUCCCAAUGCCUCAGAUGAUACGUUUCUAUAUAGAGAAUACAGAAGCGCAGGAGGAGUUUAUGCAGACUGGAGCAUAACCCCUGAUCUCUCUGAACUGCCCUACUGGAAGUGGUUUGUGUGCAGAUUCCAGAAACAUCUGGAAAAAUACUACAAUAAAACAUUUCAGGGAAGUGGUACGAUCCCAAACGAAUGGAGAAGAUAUCCAAUACAUGAAGUUAUUGAGAGUUUGGAAAAAUAAAUAUAAUUGAAUCUGUGAACCGAUCUUCACCCUAAGAUAAUAGAUAUUGGAACAAAAUUCUUAAUUUUUGAGAAAAUGAAACAAUUAAUAUUUUUUUGUUUGGAAAGUAUGACUAUAAAUCAAUACUGCAGUAAUACAUUUGCAAUCAUGAAAACUAAAAUAAAAUAUGUGUAAUUAACUAAUUAAAAUAAUCAUGGAUUUAUUUUAAUUUUAAUUUAUUAUUUUAGAGUUCUUCAUUCAAGUGUAUGAUAACAUUAGAAAUUAUAUUUUGUGUUUAGUGCAUAUUAACAGUAAAUGCUUUAGGUAUACUGUCUGGCAAUACUGUAUCCCUUUACUUUAGAUGGUUUGAUCCCUUGAAUUAUUUUUCUUUUAUUAUUUUAAUCAGCAAGCAGCUUGUUUUAUAAUCCUGCAUAUUAAAUAAAUGUAAAUCCAAUACAAAUCUAGCAGUUGCUGAAUAUUAGUUAUUUUAUGCUCUCAGCCGUUGCUUGUUUGUGAUUAGUCUUUGUGUAUAAAUAGCCCUCGUGUUCCUAUUGUUUCUUGUCUAGCUUUGUUCAGGUAACCCACUGUUUGUGAGUAUAUAGGCUUGUUUGAGAUGAGCAAAAUCUGCGCAGAACCGAUCACCGGUGAUCACCGCGAGAUGCAUGCCGGUUAGAAAAGUCAUAAAGUAAGCAGUAUAUAUUAAAAUCCCGCACAUGAUACUAAGCGGGCAGACGGUGUCUGAGAUCUCCUCUGUUUUUCUAUGUGGAGAAGUGUAUCAAAUUAAUAAAGUAUAAAUCCUUUAGUUUAAAUGUGCUCACAUGAAAAGCCUUUAUAUGGUUCUGCUGUGUUUGUUUUAUGUUAGUUCUGAGAAUAGACAUAUGAUCUGUUUUCCUCGACAACUCGUAACAUUGUAAAUCAACAUCUGGAGCUGAUAAAUACUAUAUUAAGACAAUUAUUAUACAGUAUUUUAUGUAUGUACUUCGAGUCUGUCAAUCAACAUCAGCACAUCACCCACAGGAUAACACAAGCACAUUAGAUCUCUGCCACAAUUCUGUCCGCAUGUGUUCAGCGAUUACAAUAUAAAGCUCACACAAUGUUAUUCAUAUAUUAGUGCUACGACCCAGAAUCUGCCCAAACUAAACGUCAGGAGCCGCUACUGGCAAGAAGAGCAAUACAACGAUAAUUACACACUCCAAAACAAACUAAACACAAAUACAAUCAUACUUUUGUAGCUAACCAAAUAAACAAACUUCAUACUUCUCAAAAAAAGAACAAAAAAGACAAGAAGUCAACGAAUAUCUGCUCAGAAGAAGCACGUAACAAAGGAACGAAAUCAUUUUUCUGGCCAACUUCAAAAAGAGAGAGAAAAAAGUACAGUUUUGUGGAGAUUUAUGGUAUUUAUAAUUUUUUCCCCUGAAUUUGUCAAAAUGGAUGUAAAAUGAAUUUGGUUUAGAGGUGGCCGUUAUUCUUCUACAGUAUUAUCCAGAACUGACCGACAACUUCAGAGAUGAAGAAACGCUCUCGAUCUGUGAUUCAGUUGCAAAUUAAAGAAACGUUUGUGUUUCAAGGCAUUUUGUGAUUUUUCUUAAAUCAUAAACAAAGCGCAAAACAUUUGACAAAAUUUUAUUUAUUGAUGAUUUUAUAUUUUAUAAUAUUAUAAUUACAAAAUAUAGAGCAGAAAGUAAAAAUGAAUGACUAAUAAGCCAAUAAGAGUUCAUCUGCUGCCAUCUACUGGUUAUAGUGGUUAUUUGAUGUAUUUUUUAUUUUAAAUAAUUGUUUGUUUACCACAAAAAAUGUUAUUAAAAUAGUUUAAAGUGCUGUAAAUAGUUGUGUUGUCACUGAAAAGUGCUUGAAUUUCUCUCUCAAAAGGUUGUACAAACCCUGAACUGAAUGCGGUAAUAACGUGUCUAUUUCUGCCGCAGCAGCAUGUGAUCCUGUAGUUAGCAUUACUUCUGGUUUUCUACAUCAGCGCUGUUUGAAGUGUCUCAUGUGCAACAGCUCUUAUUAUUUGAUGCUUCAGCUGUA
Messenger RNA from Onychostoma macrolepis, 7639 nucleotides. RefSeq names its product interferon-induced very large GTPase 1-like. The record is from RefSeq and is a predicted model, not a curated record. NCBI's taxonomy places the organism in Eukaryota, Metazoa, Chordata, Actinopteri, Cypriniformes, Cyprinidae. Gene Ontology annotation, molecular function: GTP binding.